AUGGAAGAAGACAAAGUAUAUUUAAUCGAUGACUUUGUCACCGAAGACAUUUACCUUAUAGACCCUGAGGAUGUAGACAAGGAAAACCAAUCCCUACUAGACACUCUAAUUACCUUUGAAAAAACACAAAGUUCUGUUGAUCCAGAAAAUGGCGGAGAAAAUAAUAAUGAAGAACAUAGAGAGGACUUUAAACCCUCAAAAACACAUGUAUCCAUUGAUUGUAUUGAAUUAAGUAAAGAACACAAAAAUACACAUUCCCAAGUCAAGAAAGAAAUUAAAGAAGAAGAGGUGCAUAUCGUGGAUGAAUUGCAUGUUAAAACCGAAUUUAACAAUGAAAACCAUGAUUCUUUAUCAUCGUCAUCCAGUUCUGAUUCAGACGAUGAAAAUAAUUCGACGGUAACGGAUGAAAACAACACGAAAGCUGAACCAGAUAACAACAUUUGUAGCGUGAAAGGAAAUAAGAAGACUACAGUUAAAGAAAGUGACAAAAAAAAUGAAGCAACUAGUACAGAUGUUGAUGAUGAUGAUGACGACUACGACGAGGAUUCAUCCACGUCCGAAAAUGUUGAAAAAAACAAGAAUUUAAAAAGCAAAGAAAAUCAUGAAGUUAGGAAAUCCACAAGAAGUAGAAAAGUAACUGCCCCAAUAGUUAAAGAUAGUAGUAGCGAUGAACAAAGUGACUUUUCUGCUGAUGAAGAUUCUUCUUACACUCCUGAAGAUGAAGAAGUUAAAGGAAACAAACAUUAUCGACGAAUUAAAUCGAGAUCUAAAAUUAACGACAGUGAUGAAGAAAGUGACAAUUCUGAUGAGGGAGAUGAAAGUGAAAAUUCAUUGUGCAAUAUUAAGAAAGAAGGAAAGGAUAGUGACUUUUCUGAGGAUGAUGAUAAAAAAUCCUCGGACAAUGAGGAUGAAGAAAAAGAAGAUGAUGAAGCCAUGCUUGAGACGAAAAUCGAGGUGGAGGAUCAUGGGGUUAAUUUUAAGGAUCCAAAUAAAUCGGGGACUGAUAGUGGAGUUUCAAAUAAAGAAGACACAACAAAUACUGGCGAUAAUAGUCCUUCCAAAAGCAGAAAAAGGAACGCCGAUGAAUUUAUAAAAAAAGAAAACCGAGAGAACAUAAGCCCUCCUAGAAAGAAAAAAAGGUUAUCACUCAAAAGCGACGAAUCCGAAGGCCUUAAAUGCACGUGUCCACAUUGCCCGAAAACGUUUUUUAAAACAUAUUCAUUAAAAACGCACGUGGAAAGCCAACACGGCGAUACUUUACAAAGAAAAAAAUCCCAAUGUCCAAAUUGCGACAAACAUUUUUCUCAACCGGAAAACAUGAAGAGGCAUUUAAAUACGGUACAUAUAAAAAAUCCAGUUAUUUGUCGAUAUUGUGAUAAACGUUUACCCUCUAAGUCUGCUAGAUAUACUCAUAUUAAAGUACAUCACAAAGAGUUAAGAUACAUAUGCAAACAUUGCCCAAAAACUUUCAAGGCAAAAGUAAAUUUCGACAACCAUGUUCUAAACAAGCAUGGAGAUCUCUUAGGAAUUACAAAUAAUAAAUAUAAAUGUCCGCACUGCGACAAAAAACUUUCAUGCUAUACUAGUUUGAAAAUGCAUAUAGAUAUACAACAUAAAGGACAAGGGGAAAAACACAAAUGUCCACAGUGCGACGUAUAUUUUUCCUAUAAGGUAAACUUAAAUAGGCAUUUAAGGACGAUACACAAGCCAAAAGGCGACGGACACAAAUGUCCACAUUGUGACAAAAUACUUUCAACUGAAGAGCGUUUAAACAAGCAUAUAAAAAAUCAUCACACUAAAGCAGAAAAAAUAUAUAAAUGUUCAUGUUGUGAUAGUAAAUUCGCAUACCUAGCAUCUUUGAAAGAGCACAUAGAAACAAAACACGAUGGUUUAAAGUAUAGCUGUACACAUUGCCCAAAAACUUUAUCAUCAAGGACUGGCUUAAAAACCCACAUUAAAAACCAACAUGGCAACCCCUUACAAAAAAAGAAAUACAAAUGUCCAGAUUGCAACAGAAAAUUUUUAUCCGAAUUUAAUGUGAAUAAGCACAUACAAGAGGCACAUAAGCGGCAAAGCAAUAAAUACAAAUGUCCACAUUGUAACGAAAUACGUAAAACUGAAAAGGGUUUAAACAGGCAUAUAGAAAAACAACAUACUAAUAAAGCAGAAACAUAUAAAUGUCCAAUUUGUUGCAAAGACUUCUUAAAACAACAUAGUAUGAAAGGUCACCUAAGGAGAAUGCACAGUGGUCUAAAAUAUAGCUGUACAUUUUGCCCAAAAAUUGUCACUGCAAAGUGUAACUUAAAAUAUCAUGUGCACAUUAAACACCGUCAUGUCGAUCCUUUAACAAGACCAAAGUUUAAAUGUCCACAUUGCGACAAAAUGUUUUCUAGUGCAAGUAGUAAGCAAAGGCAUGUUAAAAUACAACACACAUCGUAUGUUAAAUACAGUUGUAAGCAUUGCCAAAAAGAGUUCAAAAGAAGUGAUCAGGUAAAACGUCACAUUCAAACCCAACACGGCGAUCCAUUGCAAAGAAAGAAAUGCCCACAUUGCGAACAAACCUUCAAAAGAAAUGAUACUUUAAAAUGCCACAUUCAAACUCAACAUGGCGAUCCCUUGCAAAGAAAAACAUACCAAUGUCCACAUUGCCCAAAAGCCUUUAGAUCUAAUAAUUAUUUAAAAUUCCACGUUCAAAACAAGCAUGACUUACAAACAUAA
This is a messenger RNA of Brassicogethes aeneus, 2718 nucleotides long. The record is from the annotation of a GenBank genome assembly. Lineage: Eukaryota; Metazoa; Arthropoda; Insecta; Coleoptera; Nitidulidae.